ACUCCUGUGUAUGUCAGGUCACUGGGCUUUAGCAGCAGCACGAGUGAAAGGUUGGCGUGUCGACCAAUCACGGCAGGCCUGUGACACAAAAGGUGAAAGCUGCUGUGAUAAGCAGGCAGCAGACUGAGUCCACCCUGUUGUGUUUUUAAGACGUCAAAAGGGGGAGAGAGAAGACGCUGCUUGGCAGUACUGUAGGUUUACGCCCGCUUUGGUCCAAGCCCCAGGCCGACUAUGUCCCACUACGCCAGCCAACUGAAGAGGGACGCCCAGGUCCCGAUCGGGACGCGGUUCACGGUGCACCGCAGCAAGGUAAGCAGCAGCAGCAGCCACGCGGCUUCCGCCGGGGCGAGCGCAACCUACAGCGCCCACAGCAACCUCUACCAUGGCGCGGUCAACGCGAACGCCUACCACUACGAGACCGACCUCACGGAGCGAUUCAACUCGUACGCCAUCAAGGUGCGUCUCCUGGAGGACGACAACAGGCGGAUCGGGAUCCGAAACGAGGAGUUGGAAAUCCUUAUCAAGGAGCUGAGGACCAAAAUCACGGAACUCAGCCAUUUAAAUGGUAUCAUGUCGAGCGAGCUCGAGUUCUACCGUGCCGAAAACGGGAAGCUCGCCAACGUCAUUGAAACCCUGGAGUUGAGGAAUUCCGGCUUACAGUCGCAGGUAAACGAGGCCAUAGAGGCCGGCGAGAGGGCAAAGGCGAGGAUCAACGAGUUGAUGAGGCAGAUGGAGAAGUUAUUUCACGAGAAGGAGCUUAUCGCGAGAGAAUACGAGAGGAGUCAGGAGACGACAACCACCACGUUUAAGUACGAGGAGUACAACCAGAAGAUCACCAUUCUGCACCAGACCAUCAAUGACCUGGAGAGUUCGAUCAGGAUCCUGAAGGUCGACAACAAGGACCUGGAGAAAGCAGUCGGGAAGAAGAAUAACGACAUACAAGUGCUAACAGCCGACAAGGUACGCAUAGAACACGAGCUUAGUCAAUGGGCAGCAGAGAAGAGACGUCUACUUGAGCAGAUCUCCUCAGUGACAGAAAGUAAGCGCCUGCUUGAGCUUGAGAUCAUCAAACUGAGGGAGGAAUCUAUGAACGCCAGCAUUACCAUUCAGCAAACGUCAGCAAGUUUCUCCUCGGCCGCAUCGCCAUCAAGUGACCAGAAGGACAGAGAGAUAGAAGACCUGAUGAACGAGUUGCAGAGGAUGAGAGACAUGAACGACAGCUUGAAGAAGGACAUGACGACCAUGGAGCUGAAGAUGGAAGAAGCUGGAAGUAGAGACGCCGGCGGAUUCGGAGUCGGAGUUGGAGGGGGUCAAGGGGGCGUGACCACCGAAGACGUCCAGAGAAAGGACAGGGAACUGGACGACGCCAGAGACGAGCUAGCAAGGCUGAAGGCAGAGCUAGACAAGGCUAAUGCAGACAACAUGAGGAUACAGGGAGACAUGGGGAAGAUGAAGAUGCAGUUGGAUUCAACACAAAAGGAGAUGCAGAAUGCUCAACAGGAUGCCAGAGCAGCGGCCCAGAAAGAAGGAGGGGAAGCUAAGAGACUCCAGGGAGAGCUAGACCGACUUCGUGCCCAACUAGAAGCAAAGGACAGAGAAGCCAAGGCCUUAAAAGACAAGGUAGAUGGUUUAAAUAACGAAAAGAGAAAUCUCCAACGCAAGCUGGAGGACACAGAGAGGGAGGCAGGAAAACAAAGGAAACAGAUGGAUGAUCUGAAGAGGCAGAAGGAGAGAAGUGCAAGUCAAAGUGCGGAAGGAGAUAAAAUGAAACAAGAGAACAGAGAGUUGACACUGAAGAUGAACAGGUUCGAGUCGCAGAUAGGACAGCUCCAGUCUGAGCUGGACAUCGCCCUGAGGAAGAUUGAGGAGUUGGCUCGAGAGAACGAAACGCUGGAUGCAGACAACGCAAACCUGAAGUCAGAGAGGGAUCUGUUGAAGAAUCGCCUAGCUGACAAGGAAAGCGAGCUACAAGACGCUCUAGACGAGUUGGCCAGGCUACGAAAGGAGAGGCUAGAGUUUGAAACGAUGACAAAGGAGGUCAGCCAUACAGAGGUCACGUUCCAAGGCAAGGUUCAAGACUUGGAAGACCAGCUGGCCGCUCUCCAGAGGAGGCUGAAAGACGCUCAGGCAGAGAACGAAGCCAAGGACAGGGAACUGAGAGAAGCACAGAUGGAUCUUGAGAGCGCUGAACGCAAAAUGACCAUCAUAACGGAGGAGAAGAAGAGGUUAGAGAGCGACUCCGAUAACAUCAAAGAUGCGGGGAAGGGUCUCGAAGACAAGUGCUUCACACUGGAGAGCAGGUGCACCUCCUUACAGGCUGAGCUAGAGGCACUCAGGAAGCAGCUUCAAGACAAAGACGACGCUCUCAAGGAAGUAGAAGACGAAAGGGCGAGGCUAGAGAUAGAGAAGGGAGACAUAGAGAACAAGAUGCACGGAAUGGAAGGAGAAAUGAAGAGGAUUAAGGUUGACCUAGACAGCGCUAAGGGGCAAGUAGAGCAGCUGUCAGGGCCCAUGCAGGAACAGCAGUCGUCCCUCAGCAAAGUCGAACAGAAAAACGUCCAGCUCCAGAAGAAAAUCGUCACCUUGGAGACCGAAAAUGGCAAACUCAAAGACCAGCUAGCUGGAAAAGCCAAGGAGUUACAAGACAUGAAGAACAAGAUGGACAAGAUCGGUAAAGAACGCGACGAACUCCGAAACCAGCUGAGGGGAUUGGAAAAGAAGACCAAGGAGCAGGAAAACCAGAUCAUUUCCAUGACGACCAAAAUAACAACACUGGAAACACAAAUCAAGUCUCUCCAAGAGCAGAUUUUCAUUCUGAAAGAAUCCUCGUCAAAAGUCACAGAAUACGAAAGGAAGAUCACCAUCUUGGAGAGAGAUCUUUCCGUCAAGGUCACCUCGGAAAAAGAACUGAGGUCAGAGGUUACAGAGUUGAAGAGGACGGUCAAGGAGCUGACGAAGACGAAGGACACCCUGGAGAGGACCAGGAAGCAACUGACGGUCAAGGUGGAGAAAUUAGAGAUCACCAUGAAGCAGUUGGAGGUGAAAGUAACCGAAGGAGAGGAGGCCAUUGUCAAGGUGCAGAGUUUAACUUUGAAGACGUCCCACCUGGAGAAACAAGUAGAGAUGUACAAGGUCAAGUUGGAAGGAUCUUCAAAGGAGAUAAAGGAACUGGAGAACGAGAUUGAGAGGUUGAUGGAGGAGAACCGGGAGAUGAAGAGGACCAUCAUCCGCCUGGGCGAUCAGGACCAAUACAACCUAGAGCAGGCCAUCAGACAAAUUGACGACCUGUCCGGACGAAUCGACAACCAACAGAUUGAUGACGUCAGAAAGAUGGUGGCAUCAAAAGAUAUGCAGGUGAGGCAGCUUGGAGAGCAGAUCAAAGUGCUUAUGGAGGAGAACUCUCGGCUAGAGACAGCUUUAAUCAGCGCUAACACCGCCACACACACAACCACCACCAUCCUUCAGAACGGUAGCGUGUCUUCCCAAGAGUCUAGUGUUGGGAAGUGGUCUGGGGGGAGCUCUACCAUUUCAGGAGGCACCAUGAACUUCACGACACAACAACAUGGCGGAUCGGCGACGUUUUCCCAACAUGGCGGAUCCAUGAGUCAGCACAGCGUGGUGUCUCACCAGAAACAUACGACCAAUGAGAUGCACGGUGGGGUGGUGACGCAUGGACAUCACGUGACACACCAGGGGAAAACAGUAUCAAGCUCCACCGUAUCAGGACAGGUGGGAAUUACUACAGUACGGUCAGAAGCUUUCGAUAGAGCUGAAAAGCAUGCAGCAGUGGUUUCAGGGGCUUUUGAGCAAGCUGGGCUGCAUAAUGUAACGGUGUCAGCUGCAGGAGCAAUGCAUAAUAAAACGCAAUCAAGCAUGGUGUCGGGAAGCACUUUCGCCGCUGAAACUGCACUUGGCAAUGCUCAUUGUCAUUGUCAUUGCCAUAAAACAGAAACGUCCACUGUUACCACUGUUACCCUAAACAAGGGCGUUGAAAAUGUCGAUGGCAAAGUCACUAUUACUUCUGUAUCAGGCGAUGCAAAAGUUGACGAAUCUUCCGUCAAUGUAAUGACAGGCAAUGCUACAGAAUACGUUACUGCAGCCACCGGUUCUUCUGAAAGUGUAGAUGUAUCACACAAAGUAGCUGAGCAUACUGUGUUGAAUUCAGGUUCUAGUACAGACUCCGUCACCGUAGUCACUGUAUCUUCGGGGACUAUUGAUGAGGCAUCGAACGUAUCAGGCGUGGUGACAGAAAAUGUUUCCGUUGUAAUAAAUGGAAAAGGUACCAUGAGUCUAGACACUGUGGAGUCAGGCACAAUUUUCACUAGCGUCACUGAAGAGUCGCAAAACUCUAGUGCUUUGUCGUCAGGUGUAGUUACAGAAGAUGUUACAUUGACAGUACAGGCAUCAGACGUCACUACAGAUCAGGCCAAUAUGGUGACAGAAACAUCAGUGAUAAAAUCGGCUACGUUGUCUGAAAAAUCACAGGUCACUUCAGGAAAGGUUGUUACGGUAACCAAAUCUUCAGAAGUAGGAAGUGAUCAAGUCACUAUUUCAUCAGACGCUAUCGUAGCUGGCGUCCUUGAAACACAAACGUCGUCUGAUUCUUUGUCUUUGUCCACAUCAGGGGAAACUGGUUUGUCUGACCAGUCAGGUGUAGUGACGGAAAAGGUGGGUAAUGAAGACCAAGUUACAGUUGAAGGGUUGAACACAACAUCUGUCACUUCAGUUACCUCAGAGUCGGAGUCAGUUGUUUUGUCGUCAGGUAUAGUGACUGUUGAGGGGGUUUCAAUGACAGUGCAGGCAUCAGAAGCUAUCACAGACCAGGUUAAGGUGGUGACGGGAGUCACAGAAGAGUCUAAAAAGUCUAGUGUGCUGUCGUCAGGUGUAGAAACGUCGGCAAAUGUCACAAUGGUGGUGCAGUCAUCAGAAGUCGCUACAGAUCAGGUCAAUAUGGUGACAGGAAAAUCGAUGACAUCAGUGGUAGAAUCAUCUACGUCUGAAAAAUCACAAGUCUCUACAGGAAAUAUCGUUACGGUUACCAAGUCAUCAGUAGAAGGAAGUGAGCAAGUUGACAUUUUAUCAGGCGGUAGCAUAGGUGGUGUCCUAGUAACACAAGCAUCUUCUGAUUCCGUAACUUUCUCCACAUCAGGGGAAACUGUUGAGGGUAGUACUGUUUUGUCUGGCCGGUCAGGUGUAGUGACAGAGAAGGUCGUCAUAGUAACUGAAUCAGCUACAGGUGAUCAGGACCAAGUUACAGUUGAAGAGUUGAACACUACAUCUGUCAAUUCACUUACCUCAGAGUCGGAGUCAGUUGUUUUGUCGUCAGGUAUAGUGACUGUUGAGGAUGUUUCAAUGACAGUGCAGGCAUCAGAAGCUAUCACAGACCAGGUUAAGGUGGUGACGGAAGUCACAGAAGAGUCGAAAAAGUCUAGUGUGCAGUCGUCUGGUGUAGAAACGUCGGCAAAUGUCACAAUGGUGGUGCAGUCAUCAGAAGUCGCUACAGAUCAGGUCAAUGUGGUGACAGGAACAUCGGUGACAUCAGUGGUAGAAUCAGCUACGUCUGAAACAUCACAGGUCUCUACAGGAAAUAUCGUUACGGUUACCACGUCAUCAGUAAUGGGAGGUGAGCAAGUUGACAUUUCAUCAGGAGGUACCAUAGGUGGCGUCCUGAGAACAGACGCGUUGUCUGAUUCCCUAACUUUCUCCACAUCAGGGGAAACUGUUGAGGGUAGUGCUGUGUUGUCUAACCAGUCAGGUGUAGUGACGGAGAAGGUAGUCAUUGUAACUGAAUCAGCUAUAGGUGAUAAAGACCAAGUUACAGUUGAAGGGUUGAACACAACACCUGUCACUUCAGUUACCUCAGAGUCGGAGUCAGUUGUUUUGCCGUCUGAUAUAGUGACUGUUGAGGGGGUUUCAAUGACAGUGCAGGCAUCAGAAGCUAUCACAGAACAGGUUGGUGUGGUAACUGAAGUCACAGAAGAGUCGAAAAAGUCUAGUGUGCUGUCGUCAGGUGCAGAAACGUCAGAAAAUGUCACAAUGGUGGUGCAGUCAUCAGAAGUCGCUACAGAUCAGGUCAAUGUGGUGACAGGAACAUCGGUGACAUCAGUGGUAGAAUCAGCUACGUCUGAAAAGUCACAGGUCUCUACAGGAAAUAUCGUUACGGUUACCACGUCAUCAGUGGAAGGAAGUGAUCAAGUUGAAAUUUCAUCAGGCGGUAGCAUAGGUGGCGUCCAGCUGGGAACACAAGCAUCUUCUGAUACCCUAACUGUCUCCACAUCAGGGGAAACUGUUGAGGGCAGUACUGUGUUGUCUGGCCAGUCAGGUGUAGUGACAGAGAAGGUCGUCAUAGUAACUGAAUCAGCUAUAGGUAAUAAGGACCAAGUUACCGUUGAAGGGUUGAACACAAAAUCUGUCACUUCAGUUACCUCAGAGUCGGAGUCAGUUAUUUUGUCGCCCGAUAUAGUGGCUGCUGAGGGAGUUUCAAUGACAGUGCAGGCAUCAGAAGCUAUCACAGAACAGAUUGGUGUGGUAACUGAAGUCACAGAAGAGUCGACUGUUUUGUCGUCAGGUGUUGUGACUGUUGAGGGGGUUUCAAUGACAGUGCAUGCAUCAGAAGCUAUCACAGACCAGGUUAAGGUAGUGACGGAAGUCACAGAAGAGUCGAAAAAGUCUAGUGUGCUGUCGUCAGGUGUAGAAACGUCGGCAAAUGUCACAAUGGUGGUGCAGUCAUCAGAAGUCGCUACAGAUCAGGUCAAUAUGGUGACAGGAACAUCGGUGGUAGAAUCAGCUACGUCUGAAAAAUCACAGGUCUCUACAGGAAAUAUCGUUACGGUUACCAAGUCAUCAGUAAUGGGAGGUGAGCAAGUUGGAAUUUCAUCAGGCGGUAGCAUAGGUGGUGUCCUAGUAACAGACACAUUGUCCGAUUCCCUAACCAUGUCCGCAUCUGGAGAAACUGUUGAGGGUAGUACUGCGUUGUCUACUGAGUCAGGUGUAGUGACGGAGAAGGUAGUCAUUUUAACUGAAUCAGCUGUUAGUGAGGGCCAAGUUACUUCAGUUACCUCAGAGUCCAAGUCAGAAUCAGUUGGUUUAUCGUCCGAUAUAAUGACAGAGGGGGUUGUGUUGACGGUAAAUGUAUCAGAGGCUAUUACAGAACAGGCUAAUAUUGCAACAGAAACAUCAGUGGCUGUAGUUUCGCAAACUGUGGCGGUGUCAGAAAACUCACAAUCACAAUCAGAAAACUCUACUGUGGUGACAACAGUAUCCAGCACACAGAUGGCAUCUUCAGAAGUGAUAGAUUCUAUGCAAACUUCUAUGGUGUCGGUGUCAGGCACAGCAAUGCUUUCUACAGAGGUGGCAUCAACCUCUUCUUCGGCUGAGGUGGUAACGGGCUCAUCGGAGUUAUCACAGAACAUUGUUUCUAACGACUUCGUUACCGAAACGCAGACGGUGACAACAGGUGAGGUACACACCACCACUCAAGUUAUGGGAGGAACAGCCACGUCCUCAAGUACCGCCGAAAAAAUCAUGGUGAACGUGCCGAUUAGCAAGAGCGUCGUGGUCCAUGGAGCAGGGGACCUUGCAGCUGGGCAGAAGAUCAAAGUUAAUGUGCCGCAUGCACAGAGUAUUUCAACCGCCAACGCAUCUGGUAGUGGUCAAACCAUCAGUGUCAAUGUGCCCAUGACCGCUGACCAAACCAUCACGACUCACACCAUGUCAAGCGAGAAGAUCAUGGUGAACGUUCCCAUGGCAACGACGCACACGACUCACACCACGUCAAGCGAGAAGAUCAUGGUGAAUGUUCCCAUGACAACGACUCACACCACGUCAAGCGAGAAGAUCAUGGUCAACGUUCCCAUGGCAACGACUCACACCGUCACGACGCAGGAGCACAUGUCGAUGGCUGGAUCGGCAGGGCAAAGCGUCACGGUCCAGGGAGGGCAGAUGGCAACAGGGGCAGCCCAGAAGAUCAUGGUUAACGUGCCAAUGGCAGGUGGAUCAGGAGCACAAGUCGGACAAACCGUUACAAUGCACGGAGGAGGUGAAAGCCACGCGGCCGGUCAGAAAAUCAUGGUCAACCUGCCUACAUCGGCAGUAAGCACCGAGGCCAGCGGCUCACAGAAGAUUAUGGUUAACGUACCAGUGACACAGACUGUAACCGUGUCACCAACUGUUACAGUCAAUGUUCCGGUUACCAAAAGCUGAUGAACAUUAGAUCUGAGUUGGUGAUAUCCAAUAUAAAGCAAUUAUAUGGAGGAUGGCCUAUUUAUUUUAUGUCUAUGUGGGGUGUGAGUUGAAGACAAGAAAACAGCAAUAUCAGGAAAACAACUGUGAAAUUAGAUAAAAGAAGGAUGACAUGCAUGUGUUACUCUUGCUCUAUUAUGGUGCCAUUGUGGUUUUGAUCUGAUCUACUAUGUGAUAACUUGGGCUUGGUUAAGGGUUUACUUGUAUUUCGAAAACAAAGCUAUUCUAAAUGUGAUAGUUUCUUCGAUAUUUUCAACAUCGCCUUUUCCUGGCAAGUUUAUUUUUACGACACAACCUAUCUGCAAUUAGCCAAGCAAUGGAUGGAACUAUAGUUAGUGAGUUGAAUAGCCCAUACCAUUAUGUCUAUUACAUGUCGACCACAAGUGUAUUCUUAUCUCGAUUUGGCCAUUCAUAUACAAAUGUGAGACAACAGCCUUGAACAGGACAGUCUGAAAUGUGUCAUAGGUCGUUACCAUUGCCAUGUAUUAAUCCUUUACUGCAGGAGUACUUAUUUUUGGCUGCGUAUAUAAGAUAGUUUCAUUGGCUAUGUGUGAUAGACUGGAGGAUACUGCGGAUAUAUAUUUGAGAGUUGGUACCGAGGGAAUUUCGAUGGGGGUGUUGGCCGGUUUGUACUGUUAUUUGAGGUUUUGGGGUUGUUGGAUAAUGGUUGAUAGUUUAUAUCACAAUAGUCAAUAUUCACAUAAGGAAAUCUCUUCAUAACUGCAGCAAAUGUUCGGUGACAGCAUAUCUGGCAAAGCUUAUACCUACAAGCUUAAGGACCACCUAGUUCUUUUUUGUUAAUGACGACACGACUGUCAAAAACAGUGACUGUCAUAAUUUCACGUUCCGUGACUGUCAGGUGAACUUUCAUGCUAGUACUGUCAUAAUUUGUUUUCCCAACAUCAAUAAAUACAAACUAUUGUG
Molecule: messenger RNA, 9165 nt
Organism: Branchiostoma belcheri (Belcher's lancelet)
Lineage: Eukaryota; Metazoa; Chordata; Leptocardii; Amphioxiformes; Branchiostomatidae
Product: serine-rich adhesin for platelets-like
Exons: 6
Coding region: 232-8202 (2656 amino acids)
Source: RefSeq, a predicted model, not a curated record